Closterium sp. NIES-65 is the source of this 543-nucleotide messenger RNA. The record is from the annotation of a GenBank genome assembly. NCBI's taxonomy places the organism in Eukaryota, Viridiplantae, Streptophyta, Zygnematophyceae, Desmidiales, Closteriaceae.
AUGGGGCAGCAGGGGUGGCUAAAGGCAGUCUGCACCAAUCUGCACUCCCCCGGCCCACCGCGAGGACAAGGGGGAUCAAAGGGGGAGGAAUGGGGAGAGAGUAGAGGGAAUGGUGUGCAGGCGACAGGGAAGGGGAUGGCGGGAAGCAGGGAACGGGAUGGGGGGAAGCAGGGAAGGGGAUGGGGGGAAGCAAUGAAGGGGAUGGGGGGAAGCAGGGAAGGGGAUGGGGGGAAGCAGGGAAGGGGAUGGGGGGAAGCAGGGAAGGGGAUGGGGCUAGGGGGAAGCAGUGAAGGGGAUGGGGGGAAGCAAGGAAGGGGAUGGGGCGAAGCAGGGAAGGGGAUGGGGGGAAGCAGGGACGGGGAUGGGGGGAAGCAGGGAAGGGGAUGGGGGGGAAGCAGGGAAGGGGAUAAGGGGAAGCAGAGAAUUGGAUGGGGGGGAAGCACGGAAGGGGAUGGGGCGAAACAGGGAAGGGGAUGGGGGGAAGCAGGGAAGGGGAUGGGGGGAAGCAGGGAAGGGGAUGGAGGGAAGCAGAGAAGGGGAUAG